AUGGCUCCCACUUCUGAUCACGCCGAUAGUGGUAGCCGAUACCGAACAAGGAGGACACUCCAGCUUCAUCGCGACAAUGCCACCGAUCUAGGCGCUUCGCGAUCUCGUUCGCGAUCGCGCUCAGGAAGAAUACCGGCGAGGAUAUCCAGCAUACCCUUAUCCAGCAGACAGCGCGGCAGAUCAAUCUUCUGCCGGGCGUACCCAUUCGCGCUAUCUAAGCAAACAAUUCUCGUCAUGCUGCUGGCUUUGGUCAACAUCCUCCUUUCUUGGUUCGGACCCGGCGUCUUCUCAUAUCCUGGACCACUUGUUCGCUCUAUUGCAAAACAAGUCUGGACGCCGAGCGACUCUAACAUGGCUGAAGUCAGGCAUGACUUGUGCCAAGUACCUCUGGUGCCGAGGGUUUUGCAUUGUGACGAGUUAACUGAAAAGGAGAAGCUAUCGCGGCUGAAUUCGAUUGAAAAUGUCAUUCCAAGCAUUGCUUUCGCUUUGUCGGAGAAUCCAGAUGCCGUGGACAGCAUAUUCGACUUGCUCGAGGAUAUCAGAAACGAGCUUGCUUUGAUGCGUCAUGAUAUAGAGGUGAUAGAGUCCGCAGAACUCAAUGCACCCAUCCCAAUACGAUCCAAGGAAACUCAAUCCACUAUGGUAACUGUUCGACUCCUUAACGCGACUGCGGUUCGAUUCCAGAGCGACUUGGUGGGCUAUGAUGCAUUCAGGGAUUGGUUGCUCGAGAACAUGUACCUGAGGCUCCGCGCUCUCGAUCCUCAGCUCGUGUAUGACGCAGAUCAGAUGGUGGAUCCUGAUUACACUGACGAGGACACUUCGAGUCGGCCAUUACUGACGACUGUGUCCGACGAUCUUUCACAUUUUAUAGCCGUGCUGGAAAGGAUAGAACAUGUCAACCGCAGCGGUCCAGCAGCUGUCGUUGCUCAAACGAUUCAUACUCUGGUCCUUGCCCUCAAGCGCUUUCCCCCACCUCGAAAAAAGCGCCGAAUCAAUCAAAAGGCCCAGCGACAACGCAAAAAAACUGCGCAAGGAACUCCUGCUAGCCAAAAUCCAGGCCGUUCAUCCUCUCCUCCAGGCCAUUCGCGCUUCUCUUUCAAAAGCACACGAGGCGGCAAAAACUGCCUAUUCCCUUGUGAGACAUGA
Molecule: messenger RNA, 1146 nt
Organism: Aureobasidium melanogenum CBS 110374
Lineage: Eukaryota; Fungi; Ascomycota; Dothideomycetes; Dothideales; Saccotheciaceae
Exons: 2
Coding region: 1-1146 (381 amino acids)
Source: RefSeq, a predicted model, not a curated record